AUGGCAGAUACAGAACUGCCCACAGACCCACACUUUCCGACGCCAUUUGCGCCCGUCCUUCGCCAUCCGAUUCUGCUCCUUGAACAACGAAUCCGUCGAUUUGCGCGCGAGAUCAAGGAGAAACCGCGUUGGUGGGAUAAGGUGCGCGACCCCGAGAACGUCGCGCGCUGGAGGCGGGAGGCCGUCGAGCACGAUGCAAAGAUGGUGGAGGAGCUCUGGGGUAGGGACCAACUCUACGAAACCUUCCUCCCCGAUCCCAACAACCAAUAUCGCCAAGUUGAGAAGAAGUGGCCCAGGGACCCGAUCACGGACGCUCAGCUGCGCUACCUCUUCGACGAGCUAAGGUAUCAUGCUGACCAGCGAGACACGGAUACAGGCAUAUAUCAAACGGCCAUUCCGAUGGUUUAUGAGUCUCCUACCCUCAUUGACUCCGCUCUCAAAGCUGCCGUUAAGCAAGUUGCCGCAACGCUGGAGAACGUCUCGGACGACCAGAAGGACUGGCAUCCCGGCUCGAACGGUCAAGUCCUCGAUCUCGUGCACCCCUCGCUAUACUGUCUCCGUCUUGGCCGUUCCUUUGUGAUCGACCCGGCGCACGACCACAGCGAUCCCCUGCGUCUGCUCAGCAUCGACGACUACUUCCAGCGAAGAUCGGACAUCUCCGACUUCUGUCCCGAGGACUGGUGGGGGUCCAACGAGAUCGGUCGUGUUCCUUACGAGUUCACUGUAUCGCGCGCGCACCAAUGGCUCCCGACUGACUUCGCGGUCUCCGGGGACGGGCGAGUGACCCCGAAGGGUUACAUCAACAACCUCCACCCAUACGAACACUCGACGGCGUACGCGACCAUCUCGUCCGUACUAGAACGCUUUGUGCCGCUCUUCGAGCGCGUCCUGUCGGACGUGCUCAGCUCUCCGCCUCCAUCUCCCUUCGAGGAAGUCGACCCGGGUGUGUGGUACAACCACCUUCCACAACCGUAUCCUUGGUGGGAAGACACACCCGAAAGCCAGGCAUGGGAGAAGCUUAAUCUUUGGCCGAGUUUACCCGACGCUGAGCCCUUCAAGCCACAGCCUCCAGAGGAAAAGGCCACCUUCAACCUAAGAGGCCGGACGCUGCAGGUUAUCAUCAAGAUGGCCAAUAUUGUCCUCUCGCCCGCGAACCCAUCAUACCCCGGGGGCUCGUGGCACGUCGAGGGAAUGAGCAACGAGAAGAUCGUCGCGACUGGCCUCUACUACUACGACAGCGCAAACAUCACCGAGUCGCGGCUCGCGUUCCGCGCUGUGGUCGGCGACGGCGAGUACCCCGGCGCGACCUCCCUCCCCGCGCAGCAGGACGACUCGAAAGGCUACUCGGUGGCGUACGGUCUCGGGCGCGGGGAAGCGCUCAAUCAGGAGCUCGGGAGCAUCGUCGCCGCGGAGGACAAGUGCAUCGCAUUCCCGAACAUAUACCAGCACCGCGUCGCACCGUUCGCGCUCGCGGACGGCACACGUCCUGGGCACAGGAAAAUCCUCGCGUUCUUCUUCGUCGAUCCAUCCAUCUCUAUCCACUCUACCAGCGACGUGCCACCCCAGCAAGCCGAGUGGUACCGGGACGCAGUCUAUCGUGCGCACCGCUUUCAGCAACUCCCGCAAGAGCUUGUCGACAUUAUCCUGGAGUAUGUCUUGGAAGGCACUGUAUCCCUGGAGCAAGCGAAGGUGGAUCGCGAGGCGCUGAUGGAGGAGCGUGUGCAGUUCGUGGUGAUUCACAACGAGAGGGUGUUUGAGGACACAUUCAAUAUGUGCGAGCAUUGA
Trametes versicolor FP-101664 SS1 is the source of this 1785-nucleotide messenger RNA. RefSeq lists its product as uncharacterized. Bases 1 to 1785 code for a protein of 594 amino acids. The transcript has 2 exons. Lineage: Eukaryota; Fungi; Basidiomycota; Agaricomycetes; Polyporales; Polyporaceae. The record is from RefSeq and is a predicted model, not a curated record.